This is a messenger RNA of Acanthoscelides obtectus, 1476 nucleotides long. The record is from the annotation of a GenBank genome assembly. NCBI's taxonomy places the organism in Eukaryota, Metazoa, Arthropoda, Insecta, Coleoptera, Chrysomelidae.
ACCAUAUUCAUUGGAUCUGUUACUUUAAAAACGGCUUAUGAUAAGUCGAAUUGAUGCCAGAGACACAAAUUUUAAUUCCCGCAAGCUAAUAGUAAAAUCAUGCAUAAAUGGCUAACUCAAUAAUCUAUUCUGCCCAAUCAAUAGUGAACACACCUCGUCGACCGUACUAUAUUCAUUGGGUGCAUGCGAUAUUAUGGCCGGUUACUGGUAGACCGUUUCGGUGGGGCGAUCUUCGUCCAUUCCAUAUAAAAUCAAUCGUGAACUUGGACACCUCGCAAGUUCUUCCGCUGCCCUUGGGUUAGGUUGUACCGCAAUGAGGAGUUUCACGCUAUUCGCCACAAUCGUGGCACUAACUCAAGCUCGCCCAGAGCCCCCGUCAUCUGGCUACAGCUACCCAGUACCUUCGGUCGGUCUCGGCAGUGGUUCUAGCAUCGGGAGCAUCAGCCUAUCAGGCCACGGGUCCGGCUUAUCCAGUCACAGUGCCAGCCUAGGAGCCAGUUACGCAGCCGGUCACGGUCAUGGUCUGUCAUUUGGCGGAGGCGGAGGAUUGUCAUUGGGAGGUGCUGGGUUGAGCCUAGGCCAUGGAGGUUCCUCAUUUGGUUCUAACAGCUUUGCUGGAUCAUCUUCCUUUGGCGGCUCAUCUUCCUUUGGCGGAGCCUCAUCGUUCUCAGGAGGAUUCGGCCAUGGCGGAGGUUUCGGAGGCGGCCAGUUGGUCCAGAAGCACAUCUACGUCCACGUACCACCACCAGAACCUGAGGAGUACCACCCACCCAAGCACUAUCAUGUACCGGCUCCCCAGAAGCACUACAAGAUCAUCUUCAUCAAGGCACCAACUCCACCCACGCCUACGGUACCUACAAUACCUCUGCAGCCUCAAAACGAAGAGAAGACCUUGGUGUACGUCUUGGUGAAGAAACCUGAAGAACAGCCUGAAAUUCAGAUCCCAGUCGCACCACCAACACAACCAUCCAAACCAGAAGUGUACUUCAUCAGAUACAGGACCAACAAGGACGGCUCCGCGGGUGGGUCAUUCUCAGGAUCCUCCUUCUCUGGGGCAUCUUUCGGAGGCGGAGCUUCACUUGGUGGCGGAGCUUCACUUGGUAGCGGAGCUUCACUUGGAGGUGGAGCCUCACUUGGGAGUGGGGCUUCCUUAGGGGGCGGAGCAAUUUCUGGUGACUCGUUGGACGCAUCGCAGGUGUCGCUGACUGGAGGUGGAUCUGAUUUGUCUAGCGGUGGUGGACACGGCAGUUCAUUAGCUGGCUCAGUGAGUCUGAGCUCAUCAUCAUCUGGAUCAUCUGGUCUAUCGACCAGCUACGGACCUCCAGGACACGUGAGUGGAGGGCCCUAUUAGAGACUGUGCGCGUGUGCGACGGGUAAAUUUCGGUGACGCUUAUAAAGACAGACCCGUGUUUUGUUUUGUAAAUAGUCAUUAGGUUUAAGUUGUUUUUCGUUGUGAUUUUAUUUGCUGAUACGGUG